Molecule: messenger RNA, 519 nt
Organism: Osmia bicornis bicornis
Lineage: Eukaryota; Metazoa; Arthropoda; Insecta; Hymenoptera; Megachilidae
Product: cytochrome c oxidase subunit 6A1, mitochondrial-like
Exons: 3
Coding region: 60-392 (110 amino acids)
Biological process (GO): mitochondrial electron transport, cytochrome c to oxygen
Cellular component (GO): mitochondrial inner membrane
Molecular function (GO): enzyme regulator activity
Source: RefSeq, a predicted model, not a curated record
UGUUAAAGGCACAUCAAUUUCGUAGUUGCGGUGUUACACUGAAAUCGUGCUGAACGAUAAUGUCGCACCUACGAAAGUUAGGACAAUUUGGGCAUACAAUCAAGCGAUCAUGUCAUGUCGUAAAAUCAGUACAAGAACUUAACCACCCUCCUGGUCCAGGUCCUCAGAAACUAUGGAAGAGCGUUUUCCUUUUCGUUGCUUUGCCUCUAGUAAUGUUGUGUUCAGUUAACUGCUACUUAAAGAAAGAAGAAGAAGAAAGCCAUCGACCUGAGCCAAUUGAUUAUCCACAUUUGAAAAUUAUGAACAAAGCUUUUCCUUGGAGAGACGGUAAACGUUCAUUAUUUCAUAAUCCGCAUCGUAAUUAUCUUCCUGGAGUUGGUUAUGAAGAAUAAUUGUUUAUACUAGGAUUUUCAUUAUAGAAUUUAUUAGUCUCUGGUAUUCUAUACAUGCUUUGAACUUGUAUUGCCUGCCUAGUGAGAAACUAAAUAAAUAAAUAAAUAAAAGAUAAAGAAAAGAUAA